AUGAAUGGAGGAAAUCACUCAGUGCUGUCUGAAUUUGUGUUGCUGGGACUCACCAGUUCUUGGGAGCUUCAGAUUCUCCUUUUUGUGUUCUUCACAACAUUUUAUGUAGCAAGUAUGCUGGGAAACCUUCUCAUUGUGCUCACCAUCAUCUCAGACCAUCACUUACACUCCCCAAUGUAUUUUUUGCUGGCAAAUCUCUCCUUCAUUGAUAUGGGAGUGUCCAGCAUCUCCUCUCCAAAGAUGAUUUAUGACCUGUUCAGAAAGCAUAAAGCCAUCUCCUUGAAAGGGUGCAUCACACAGAUGUUCUUCAUUCACACUGUGGGAGGGACAGAGAUGGUGCUGCUCAUUGUCAUGGCCUACGACAGAUACGUGGCAAUCUGCAAGCCCCUCCACUACCUGACCAUCAUCAGCCUAAGAAUGUGCAAUUCUCUUUUGGCUGUGGCUUGGACCAUUGGACUCGUCCACUCUGUAGUUCAACUGGCUUUUGUUGUAAACUUGCCCUUUUGUGGGAGCAAUAAAAUGGAUAGCUUUUACUGUGAUUUUCCCCGGUUUAUCAAACUUGCAUGUACAGAUACAUACAGACUGGAGUUUCUGGUCGCUGCCAACAGUGGUUUCAUCUCCAUGGGCACCUUCUUCAUCUUGAUUGUGUCUUAUAUCUCCAUCCUGGUCACGGUUCGUAAACACUCCUCAGGAGGUUCCUCCAAGGCCCUCUCCACUCUCUCAGCUCACAUUACUGUGGUGGUUUUUUUCUUUGGUCCUUGCAUCAUAAUCUAUGUGUGGCCAUUCCCUACCUUACCCAUAGAUAAAUUUUUAGCUAUCUUUGAUGUUCUUAUCACUCCUUUUAUGAAUCCUGUCAUCUAUACAUUUAGAAAUAAGGAGAUGAAAGUGACAAUGAGGAGAUUCUUUGUUAAGGCUUUAACAAGUUUUAGGAAGAGUUCUUUUAUGCAGUCUAAGAAGUUUGGGUUCAUUUUGGCAAUUCUUGGAAAGCAAUAUUUUAAUUAA
Messenger RNA from Ictidomys tridecemlineatus (thirteen-lined ground squirrel), 1002 nucleotides. Its product is annotated as olfactory receptor 4F3/4F16/4F29. NCBI's taxonomy places the organism in Eukaryota, Metazoa, Chordata, Mammalia, Rodentia, Sciuridae. Gene Ontology annotation, molecular function: G protein-coupled receptor activity; olfactory receptor activity. The record is from RefSeq and is a predicted model, not a curated record. Gene Ontology annotation, biological process: G protein-coupled receptor signaling pathway. Gene Ontology annotation, cellular component: membrane.